Molecule: messenger RNA, 844 nt
Organism: Bursaphelenchus xylophilus (pine wood nematode)
Lineage: Eukaryota; Metazoa; Nematoda; Chromadorea; Rhabditida; Aphelenchoididae
Source: the annotation of a GenBank genome assembly
AUGUAUGGCUCAAAUUCAACUACCCAAUUUCUACAUUUCCCCUGCAGUCCUUUCGAUAGCCGGUGUGUUUGGAGACUUAGGUGAGUAUUUUUGCUUCAGAGGGUCGAUUUACAGCAUACUAGGACACGUAUUUAUUAUAUUAUAGUUCUUAAGACAUCUUCUUAAACUCAUAUCAGUUUGUCGGGAAAAUAACGUGGAUUUGUCGCAGCAAGAUGCCCUGCCUUGUCGCUGUUGCGCACCAAAUCUCCAGCUCUGGCAAAGACUUUGCAAAGUGAUAAUGGGCGACAAAUCCACAUUAUUUGCCCGACAGCUCAUAGCUCAAGAUGCGUACCUAGGGCACCUAAAUUUACUUUUUCCUCUGGUGUAACUUGACUUCUGGUUCUCCUACUUGUUUACCUUUACUUCUCAGCACAAACCAAGACGUCUUGGACUACUACUACGCAUGGGCCACCUACGCCGAAUUUUGUAUGUUCCUUCUAAAUGUCACGGCUCUGGUCUUGCUGUCUGCACUAUAUAUUCGAGAGCGGCGACGGCGAAAAGAACUGGCGGAGGCUCAGGUCCUGGAAACGCCCUUCCACAACAGCUUUCAACGACUAAAAGUUCACACUCCGAGCAUAUCGCACUCUUGGGACAACGAGUAAGUUUGCAGCCGAAAAUAUUUUUUACUAUUACUAAAUAUUGUAGAAUAAUAGACGGUUGAAAUUGCUGUGCGGAAGGUUAAUUUAAUAUGCAUAUUUUCAGCGAGGUCGUCAAUUCGAUAAGACAAAAAUGCGUUAAAGGUCAUAAGACCAGCCCUUCUCCAUUGCUGAGCCCGAAAAUCGAGUCUGCAACGAAUACUCUGUAA